This is a messenger RNA of Ilyonectria robusta, 11796 nucleotides long. RefSeq names its product polyketide synthase. Gene Ontology annotation, molecular function: phosphopantetheine binding; fatty acid synthase activity; 3-oxoacyl-[acyl-carrier-protein] synthase activity. Bases 1 to 11631 code for a protein of 3876 amino acids. The record is from RefSeq and is a predicted model, not a curated record. NCBI's taxonomy places the organism in Eukaryota, Fungi, Ascomycota, Sordariomycetes, Hypocreales, Nectriaceae. The transcript is spliced from 8 exons. Gene Ontology annotation, biological process: fatty acid biosynthetic process; secondary metabolite biosynthetic process.
AUGGCUCGAGUCGAGGAUCAAGUCCAAGACCCCAGUGUCAUCGUCGGUCUCGCUUGUCGAGUUCCGGGCGCCAGCACUCCAAGCAAGCUCUGGCAGAACAUCUCCGAACAGCGGGAUGUUCAGCGAAAGAUGCCAGAGGAUCGGUUGAAGAUUGACAGCUUCUACCACCCAGAGUCUUCCCACAAGGGAACUACCAACGCUCGGUUUGGAUACUUCCUUGACCAGGAUAUCGGAAACUUCGACGCGAGUUUCUUUGGUAUCUCCGGAAAGGAGGCAGAGGCCAUGGACCCUCAGCAGCGUCUCCUCCUCGAAGUCGUCUACGAGGCUCUGGAGAAUGCUGGAAUUACCCUCCAGGAAGUCAGCGGGUCUGGUGCCUCUGUCUUCUGUGGUAGUUUCACCAACGACUACAACGCCAUGUUGACCAAGGACUUGGAAUACUACCCCAAGUACACUGUCACUGGCACUGGCGAUGCGAUUCUCAGCAACCGUAUCUCGUACUUCUACAACCUCCAUGGAACAAGCGUGACCAUUGACACCGCUUGCUCUUCGUCUCUCGUUUGCUUCCAUCUGGGCAACCAGACCCUCCAGAACCGGGAGUCUGAGAUCUCUAUCAUCGUCGGCUCGGCGCUGCACUAUGACAGCAACGUGUUCGUCACGAUGACUGAUCUUGGUAUGCUCUCCACCAAUGGUCGCUGCGCGGCCUUUGAUGCAUCUGGCAGUGGUUAUGUCCGAGGCGAGGGUAUCACUUGCGCCAUUCUCAAGCGCAAGAGUGAUGCUAUCGCCCAUGGUGACAACAUUCGAGCUGUUGUUCGCGCCACUGGCUCGAACCACGAUGGCAGGAAGAACGGAAUUACCCUCCCCAACUCUGUCGCUCAGGAGGACCUCAUCCGAACGACCUACAAGAAUGCUGGCCUGGACCCUCGAGACACUCAGUACUUCGAGGCUCACGGAACCGGCACUGCUGCUGGUGAUCCUAUCGAGACCCGCGCGAUCGGGGCUGUCUUUGCUCCAGGCCGCGAGGAUCCCCUCUACGUUGGCUCAGUCAAGACCAACAUUGGCCAUCUUGAAGGUGCCUCGGGUUUGGCUGGUAUCAUCAAGACCACCAUGGCUCUUGAGAACGGAAUGAUCCCGCCAAACAUGCACUUCAAGAACCCGAACCCCAACAUCGACUUUGAGAACUGGAAGAUUGCUGUUCCAACAAGCCUUGUGGAAUGGAAGGUCCCUGAGGGUGUCCCCCGCCGUGCUAGCAUCAACUCCUUCGGCUACGGAGGUACCAAUGCGCACAUCAUUCUCGAGGAGUUUGCUCAAACAACUCCGCAAAUCAAGAUCAUUGAGCCCAUUGCCAAUGGGGUGCACUCGAGACCCUACCUCGUUCCUUUGACUUCUCACUCAGCUAAGGCUGGAGAGCUUGCCGAGCAGACUCUGGCCACAUACAUCGAAGACGGUAAUGGCUCCAACAUCGAGGACCUGGCUUACAGCCUCUCUACAAGGCGUACGAUGCAUUCACAGCGCUCCUUCGUUGUGGCCGAGGACUCUGCUGCUCUGGUCGAGCAGCUGUCAACCCCUCGCCCUGCUGCUCCUUGGACUCCCACUCAGAAGUCCACUCCCCGACUUGGCUUCAUCUUCACCGGCCAGGGAGCGCAGUGGCACGCCAUGGGUCGACAGCUCCUCGAGCAGUGCCCUCAUUUCAGACAGAGCAUCCAGCGAUGUGACUCUGUUCUGAAGGCGCUUCCCGACGCACCGGAAUGGUCCAUUCUCGCAGAGCUCAAGAAGACCAAGGAGACUACUCUGCUCGGAGAGACGCUCUACUCUCAGACCAUAUGCACAGCUCUCCAGCUUGCAAUCAUUGAUCUGCUUGAGUGUUGGGGUAUCAAGGCCAGCGCUGUUGUCGGCCACUCCUCCGGCGAGAUGGGUGCUUCAUACGCAGCAGGCAUCCUGUCCUUCGAGAAUGCCCUCAUUGCGGCUUACUACCGUGGUCGAUACAUGUCUGAAAGCAAUGAAGACGGUGUCCCUGGAGGCAUGAUGGCAGUUGGCCUCCCUGAGAGUGAGUGUCUCGAGGAGCUGAAGCCAUACGCUGGGCGCCUAAACAUCGCUGCUGUGAACAGCCCUUCCACCAUGACCGUGUCUGGUGACGAAGACGCUAUCCUCGAACUUAAGGACAAGUUGACCGAGCGAAAGAUCUUCGUCCGCCAGCUCAUCGUCAAGCAGGCGUUCCACUCGCACCACAUGUUCCCCUUGGCUCCGGCCUACGAGAACGCCCUGAAAGCCAACAAGGGCUUCAAGACCCAGGAGGCGAAGUGCAGAAUGUUCUCGAGUGUGACGGCUCGUCUCGCCGACCCCGAGAACAUGAACGCUUCUUACUGGGCGUCAAACAUGGUCCAGGCUGUUCGCUUUUCUGAUGCUCUCACGGGAAUCCUUCUGGACGAGCAGGAUGAUCAGAAUGUGGAUAUCCUGGUUGAGAUUGGUCCCCACCCAGCCUUGAAGGGACCAUCUCGACAGACCACAAAGGCCUUGAAGCUCGACCUCCCUUAUGUUGCUUCUCUGACGCGUGGUGUUCCCGAUUUCGAGGGUCUGCUGAGCAUGGCUGGAACUCUCUUCAGCCUGGGCUAUCCUGUUGACCUUGUUACGGCCAACCAGAACCUUAGCCGGGACACCGAUGGCUCGUUGAUUGCUUCAUCCACUGGGGCCAAGCUGAGUGACCUUCCUACUUACAGCUGGGAUCAUCGACGUUAUUGGUCGGAGACCCGUGUGAUCAGGGACCAUCGCCAACGUCCCUUCCGCCACUCAGUUCUUGGACACAGAGUCCCUGGAUCAGUCAACAAGCACCCUCUCUUCCGAAACUAUCUCCGCAUCAGCGAAUUGCCUUGGCUGAACGAGCACGUGGUGGAAGGGAAGAUUGUCUUCCCAGGCGCAGGCUACAUGACCAUGGCCAUUGAAGCCGUAUACAGGACUGAUUCAGUUGACGAAAUCAAGACGAUCAACAUGAAGGACAUUGUCGUCAAGAAUGCCCUUCUCAUCCCGAACACUGAUGAGGGUAUCGAGGUUCUACUUGAGCUCAAGCCGGUGACUCUGUCUGCCAAGAGCCACUCUGAGACCUGGUACGAGUUCAACGUCUUUUCCUACGACGAGAACAACAACUGCACCAGCCACUGUCAUGGUACCAUUAGCCUGGAGAGAGGAAAUGCCGGGCCCCUUGAAUACUCGGCUUCUUCCAGCACUCAGUCCAUGCUCUCUGAUCUCCGCACCAAGACAAACCGAUCUAUGCCUGCUGGGACUUUCUACAAGAACAUGGCAGACCUUGGCUUGGGAUACGGAGAGAAAUUCCGUCUUCUCAAGGGAAACAUUGAGAGUGGCCUUGGCUUCGCCGUCUCAGACCUGAUUUACGACCCUUCGGCUUUGCCCUCGGCUCCUGGUGACGAGACUAUUAUGCAUCCCACGCUCUUGGACUCGUUCUUCCAUGUCAUCUUCCAUGCUGUCGAGCAGCGGCUUGGCCGACCCCUUGAUGAGCCCUAUGUGCCAACGUUCCUGAAGACUUUGAGAAUCGCAGGCAACUUCGUUGACUGGCGAUCAUCCACCGAUGUCAAGGAUUUCUUGGUUGCCUCUUUCACCAAGCUUCCUUCUCCUCGUGUCGCCAUCAAUGACCUGCUCAUGAGGAACCGGGACGGAGAUCUCAUGAUGGAGAUCAACGGACUCGAGGUCACUGCUCUCGGCCGAGAAGCUCCGGAGGGACAGGGACCUCGCACUCUGUUCUACCGCCAGCGAUGGCAGCCAUGCUUCGAGAUGCUCUCCAACGCACAGGAAAAGAGCAUCUCAGAGGUUGUCGACAUCUUUGCCCACCAAUUCCCUGACACCAAGAUUCUUCACCUUGCAGCGGACGUUGAUCGCACAACCCAGGUGCUUCACACUCUUGGAGCUGCAAAGGGUGAGCGCCGCCGCUUCAAGCAACUGGACCUUUGGUCCCCAAGCGGCAGCAUUCCCGAAGACGCUUACACCAGUUUGGUCAGCUCUUCAAACGGCUUGGUCCACUACGCAGAGCCUGAGCUAGGCUCAUAUGACCUCGUCAUUGUUAGUGAGACUGGAGCUGAUGCUUCUGCUUUCUUGAAGGACAAUGGUCGCAUCCUGUUCGAUGGUCACAAGGAACUCGUCCCUGCUGAUCUUGAGGAAAUCUUCGCCUCGCCCAAGUUCAGCGCGUUCCGCAAGGUUUCCGGUUCACCUGCAGCGAUUGAUGAGAUCUCGGUCAUCAUGCCAACUGGCGAUACUUCACCCCGGACCCUCGCCAUUCUCGGUGCCUUGGAGUCGAGGGUUGGUGCUAAGAUGAGCCUGACCACUUUCUCCGAAGUUGCCGAGGACGGUGCUUCUUUGCUCUCCGAGAAUGUCGUUGUUCUUGCUGGAUUGGACGAGCCAAUCUCUGAUGAGACAACCUUCAAGGGAACUCAGAGCUUGCUCAUUUCUCUGCAAAAGAACAUCGUUUGGUUGACUGAGGGUGCUACGCUCGAGGCUGCACGACCAGAGUCUGCCAUGUUCAUUGGACUUGUGCGAGCUGCUCGCUCUGAGAACGACACCAUUCGUGCCGUCACCUUUGACUUUGGCUGUGACUCUCCCGCAGAGCUUGUUGCCUCACACGCUAUCGGCAUGCUGGGCCAGAAUAUCGAAGAAGACGAGCUCACAGAGCGUGAUGGUGUCAUCUACAUCCCUCGUGUCGAGGCAGAUGAUGACCGCAACUGCAAGCUCAGAAAUGGCCCGAACCAGGAGCCUCAUCUCGAGGCCUUUGGCGAGCUUGGCAAGAGGUCGCCCCUUGCACUGAAGAUCGGAAAGGUAGGUCUGCUGGAGACUCUGUACUUCGGCGAGGAUGAGGAGAUCAUGGAUACCGACCUCAAUGAGAACGAGGUCGAGGUCGAGACAAAAGCCUCCUCCAUUAACUUCAGAGAUGUUGCUGCCAGCAUGGGAAUCAUUGAGGAUUUCAAGCUUGGAGAUGAAUGUGCUGGUAUCGUCACUAAUGUAGGAUCUGCCGUCACUGGCUUCAAGGUCGGUGACCGAAUUGUGGCCUUGCGCCCUGGUCAAGGUGCUCAUCGUACCUUGGUCCGAAACCCAGCUUCUUGGUGCUACAAGCUCCCAGAUAGCAUGUCCUUUUCUGAUGCUGCCGCCAUGCCUCUCAUCCUGGGAACUGCAUGGUAUGCUCUGUCGGAUAUUGCUCGAAUUCGAAAGGGCGAGAGCGUCCUUAUCCACGCCGCAGCCGGUGGUGUUGGCCAAAUGGCCGUCCAGAUCGCGCAGCGUGCUGGCGCUCAUGUCCUCGCCACUGUUGGCUCUCCCGCCAAGCGACAGCUUUUGAAGGAGCAGUAUGGUCUUACUGAAGAUCAGAUGUUCUCUUCCCGUGAUGCCUCGUUCGCCAAGGGCGUGAUGGCUGCCACCAAUGGCAAGGGAGUCGACAUCGUCCUGAACAGCUUGGCUGGUCCUCUUCUACACGCCUCUUGGAGCUGUGUCGCACCUUUCGGUCGCUUCUUGGAGAUCGGAAAGCGCGACAUUCACGAGAACAGCAAGAUCGGAAUGGAUCCUUUCCGCAAGAACGUUCUUUUCGCCUCUAUUGAUCUGGUGACCAUGUUUGAGAAGAACGAAGCCCUGGGAGAGCGACUCUUCAAGGAGUGCUUCUCACUCAUUGCGAACGGAGAGAUCCGAGUUCCAGCCACCGUCAAGGAAGUCUCUUACGCCGACGUUGUCAAAGGCUUCCGACUUUUGCAGAUGGGCAAACACACUGGCAAGGUCGUCCUUGUGCCUCAUGCCGAUGAUCUUGUUCCUGUCAUGCGAAGCGGAUACCGCAACACCAAGCUCUUCAGUCCCUCCAAGACGUAUCUUCUUGUUGGCGGUCUGGGAGGUUUGGGUCGAACACUCUCACAGUGGAUGGUGCGCAAGGGAGCCAUGAAGUUGGCUUUCCUUUCUCGCUCUGGAGCGGAUAAGCCCGAAGCCAAGGCAACUGUCGAGUGGCUUGAGCAGCGCGGCGUUCACACCCAGGUGUACCGUGGCGAUGUCUCCAAGUAUUCCGAUGUCAAGGAGUGCGUUGACAGCAUCGGCGCCUCUCUCGGUGGCCUGUUCCAAGCAGCCAUGGUUCUUCAGGAUGUGCCUCUCGAAACCAUGAGCUUUGCCCAGUGGCAGCGAUGCUGCCAGCCAAAGGUCCAAGGAGCUCAGAACCUCCAUGAGGCCACCCUCGAUAUGGGCCUGGACUUCUUCGUCUGCUUCUCGUCGGUCGCGGCCAUUGUUGGCUCCAAGGCUCAGGCCAACUACUCAGCCGCCAACUGCUUCCUCGAUGCCCUCAUGAGGAAGCGUCGCGAGAUGGGCCUCAGUGGUGCGACCAUGAAUGUGGGAGCAGUCACUGGUGUUGGUGUCGUCGCCGAAAACGAGGAGCUUCAGAAGAUCAUGCUCAGAAUGGGCAUGGAUACCAUCAACGAGGAGGAGCUACUCUACCAGCUUGAAGAGGCGGUCUCGGUUGAUAAGUCAACGAACUCGAUGUCCCCCCGAGGUUGCACAGCACACCAAAUCAUCAGCGGCGUUGGCCUCAUCAAGCCAGACGUUUACUGGGCAAGCAAGCCCAUCAUGAGAAACCUUUACUCCAACCACGACUUCGAGGCCGGCAACAACGACCAACAAGCCAAGAACAUUCUUGCAGCCCUUCGCGAGGAGCAGGAUAUCGAAAAGAGGACGCAGAUUCUCCUCGAUGGCUUCUUGGAGAAGAUUGCCAACGUUCUUGCGACACCGCUGGAGUCCAUUCUUCCCAGCAACCCCCUUUCAGCCUACGGUCUUGACUCUAUCGUCGCAGUUGAGUUCCGAAAGUGGUUCCGAAAGGAGAUUCAAGUUGACAUCGCCCUCUUUGACAUUCUUGGUGCAGCCUCUAUCAUGGCCUUGGUGGUCAAGACGGCCAAGAUGGUUACCUCGAGCGCAGCUGCCAAGAAGGAAGACACUGAUAAGUCAGCCAAGAAGACCGAUGUUGAGGUUGAGAACACCAAGAGUGACGGCCAGUCCUCUGUCAUGGCCUCGGGGCAGCUGACCAAGUCCGAUUCAACAGACAUUGUCCCCUUGUCAACCUUCCAGUCUCGUCUUUGGUUUGUCCACAGCUUCCUUGAGGACAAGUCGUUCCUCAACCUCCCCAUCAUCCUUCGCAUCAAGGGAAAGCCGGAUUUCCCCGCCAUGCAGAAGACCAUUCAAGAGAUGGCCGUUCGCAACCCUGCUCUGCGCACCGCAUACUAUGAGGGUGACGACUUCGCAGUCCAGCAGCCUCUGGAGGACUUCGAUCUCAGCCUCGACUACCGUGAUCUGAGCUCUGAGGCAAACGCAGAGAACUCACUCCAGGAACUCAUCAAGUACAACCGCAACAUCGAGAUGAACGUUGAGGAGGGAGAGGUUGCCACAUACUCCUUGGCCAAGCUGGGAGAAGAGGAUUGGGCUGUGGUUGGAAUGACCCACCACAUCUCCAUCGACCGAGCCAGUCUAUUCCCCAUGAUGUCCCAAUUUGUUGGACUCUACGAUGCCUUCCGUACCGGCAAGGAUCUCACCACGGUCUCGGCUCCUGAGUUUGACUAUGUCGACUUUACUCUCUGGCACAACGCCCGUCUCUCUUCGGACCUUAUGAAGCCUGACUUGGACUGGUGGCGAUCUACCCUGAAGGAAUUGCCUACUUGCAGCAAGGUACUUCCAUUUGCCAAAUGCGACCGACCCGUGAGGAGCGAUCCCCGCCGCGAGAAGGUCCACGCCAACCUCGACGCCAAGUUGUUCAGCCGCAUGAAGCGAGUUGCUGCGCAGUCGAACGGUACCCCUUUCCACUUCAUCCUGGCUGCAUUCCGUGCCUUCAUCUACCGAUAUACUGAGGAGAAGGAUGUCGUUCUGCUUAUGGUAGAUGGCAACCGACCUCACCCUGAUACUGAUGCCCUCAUGGGUUUCUUUGUCAACCUGGCCCCGGUUCGCUGCAAUGAUGAUUGCGAGGUUCCAUUUGACCAGCUCUUCCAGUCGACCAAGACCCGGGCACUGGACGCCAUGGCCCACAGCGGUGUGCCUUUCGAUACUAUCGUGGAUAUCAUGAACGUCAAGAAGACCAGUCGCCACAUGCCUGUCGGUCAGAUUGCCGUCAACUACCAGAUUCACGGCCCCGUUCCUACCUACCAGACCUCCGACUUCGUUGUCGAGAGCAUUGAGUCGGAUGACAUCCCCACCGCUGCCGACAUGCAACUCGAGGCCCUGGAGACCUCCGAGCACAGCCUUGAUCUCAAGAUUGAGUACUCCACCGCACUUUACAACCAACCCGACAUGGACCGGUUCAUCGAGAACUUCCUCGCAUUCCUCACGAGCUGCAUCAAGGACCACCGCCAGCCUGUGGAAGAGAUCAACAUGUGCGGACCUCUGGAGAUUGAGACUCUGAAGACGUCCUAUUGGAACACUGAGACCAAGGAGAACCACUGGCAAGGACAGAACGUUCUUGACAGGGUUGUUCAGAUGGCAAGCCAACACCCCCAAGCCCUGGCGAUUAAAACCUCUGACUGCCAAAGCAUCAGCUACAGACAACUGAUCGAGAACUCUGAGAGCGUUGCCUCUAUCCUCGUCAAGUCCGGGGUAAAGCCCCGUGACCGCAUCGCACUGCUCGCGCUUCCCGGUAUUGAAGCCGUCACCGGCAUGCUCGGCGCAUUGAUGACGGGAUCUUGCUAUGUCGCCCUGGAUACCGACUUCGCACCCGAUCGUCUCUCCUUUAUGAUUUCGGACGCAUCUGCCAGGGUUAUCCUUGCUGGUCCAGGCCAGUAUUCUCUCGCCUCUGAUUUGGCUGCCAGGGCCAUUACUCCUCCAAGAGUCAUCAUGAUUGAAGAUGCUGCCGCCGCCGGUCGAUCAAUUACCCAGCAACGCACACGACAAAUGAAUGACCCGUUCUACAUGAUCUACACUUCGGGCAGUACCGGUACUCCUAAGGGGGUAGUCCUGACCGAGGCCAACACGCAAGCUAUGCUCAGUACGCUGAACAAGGACUACGCUUUCACCUCCAACGACAACUUCCUCCAUCAAUCUUCCAUGUCAUUUGACCUUUCCAUCGUUCAGAUCUUCUCUGCCCUUACCGCUGGCGCGACUGUUUCGAUCGCAUCGUGGGAGAUUCGCAAGGACCCGGCCGAACUAGCCAACUUCAUGAUGAACGAAGGUGUCUCCGUCACAUACUUCACACCCACUCAAUUCUCCCUGCUCAUGGAGCUCAACACUGACGCCCUGAAGAAGUGCAACAACUACCGAGUUGCAUACUCUGCGGGCGAGCGUCUCCCAGUUCGAGUCGUCAAGGCCUUCUACGAUCUUGGAACGCCAGCUACCUUGUACAACACAUGGUCUCCCUCCGAAUUGGUUGUCCAGACUUCCAUUGCUAAGAUUGACUGCCCUGAUGACAGUACCGUCAGCCUGCCUAUCGGUUAUCCCAUGGACAACUGCCGCCAUUACCUACUCGACACUAAAGGAAACCCUGUCCCUACUGGUAUGAUUGGCGAGCUCGUGGUUGGUGGUGCUCAAGUCGGUGCCGGUUAUCGCAACCGCCCGAGUGUCAAUGCCAAAUCCUUUGUCGAAAACCCCUUUGCUUCGGACGAGGAUCGCAAGAGCGGAUGGACCAAAAUGUUCAAGACUGGAGACCGCGGUAGAUUCCGCCCUGAUGGCCAGCUUGAGUUUCAUGGCCGAAUUGCCGGCGACAAGCAGAUCAAGCUUCGAGGAUUCCGCCUCGAUCUUGGAGAGGUCGAGCAGGCCAUCUUCAAAGAGUCCCAGUCCCUGAAGAAAGGCUGGGGCCUAAUUGACAUUGCUGUCGUGGCCCGAACUGUGGAUUCCGAUGAGCAGAAGCUGGUUGCCUACUUGGUGCCCAAGACUCGAGUCAGCCGAGAUGACAAGGCCACGAUCGUGUCUCAGCUUCACCGACGAGUCAAGGCUUUCCUCAAUGACUACAUGCUGCCUAGCGGAUAUGAGUUCCUCGAAAAGCUUCCUGUCACCAUCGGCGGAAAGGUUGACCGACGCAACCUCCUCAGCCGAUCCCUGGACCUCUUCCAUCCCGGCUCUGCAGUGAUCGCAAACAAGGCCAACAAAACCGUGACAAACGGAGAUGGAAACGAACUUGAGACUUCCAUUCUUGCCUUGUUCCGGACUACCCUCGGCGCUGACAUUGGCCUCGACGACUCUUUCUUCGAAAAGGGUGGGAACAGCAUCCUCCUCGUGAGACUCCAGGCAAAGGUCAAGAAACAGUUCAAGAUUGCGCCUCCUCUCCCCGCCUUGAUCCGAGAGCCCACGGCUGCUGCUGUCUGUGCCUUCAUUCGGCGCUCAAAGGGUGGUAGCCCUGGCAAGAAGCGCGGAUUCGAGAACGUCCUCAGCUGGAACGUGGAGACGAACCUGCCCAACACCAGCCAGUACAUCCCUCGCUACGGCACCCCCCGUGUUGAUCGCGAUGAGUUGAACACUUUCCUCCUGACCGGAGGGGAUUCUUUCAUCGGUCUACACCUGCUGUCUGAAAUCCUUCUCUCAAAGCCUGAGGCGACCGUCUAUGUGCUUGGCUCGAUGGAGAAGCUCGAAGUCCCCCUUAUUGUCGACCUGCUUGAGAAGUAUGGCCUCCUCAACAGCAAGCUUCCCGCAUCCACGAUCCAUUCCCAAGUCCAGUGUGUUCCAGGAACGCUCAGCCAGACCAACUUUGGUUUGUCCAAGUCGGCGUUCCGAGAGCUUGGUGAGAAGGUCCAGGCCAUCUACCAUCUCGGUGGCCAUGUCUCUCUCUUGAAGACCUACACCUCCUUGAAGCCAGUCAACGUUACACCCAUCUUCGACAUCAUUCGACUGUCUGGCAUUGGAUCCUACCUCUCCGACAUUCACUAUCUUUCGACCUGGUCGGUUGCCCACCUGCAAACCUGGACCGCCUCGAAGCGAUCCCGAGAAGACUAUGUCACCGCGGAGGAAGAUAGCCGACACUUCUCUCCCCCGACCGAAGAUGAGGCAGGCUACUUUAAGACUCGAUGGGUGGCAGAGAACAUCCUUGUCAAGGCCGCCGAGCGUGGAUUCCCCGUCACCAUCACCCGUGCUUCAGCACUGACUGCGGCAUCUCGGGGCAACGGUACGCUCGACGCUGGUGACGAGUUUACGAUGCGGGUCAUCCUGAGUAUGAUUGAGUCUGGAAUGGUCCCUCAAAUUGGCACUCCUGAGCAACCUAGCUUCGCCGUCGAUGUGAUCCCGGUCGAUUGGCUUGCUUCCAGCUUCUUCACUCUCACUUCGGAGAAGACGGCUCUUUCGGCCAUCAACCCCCCCGAUCUGUACACGAUGCCUCAAAUCUACCACAUCACCAACCCUCGCCCGCUCAUGCUCAAGGAUCUUCCGCAAGUCAUCGCGGACAUUCGAUCGGAUCAUCAAAAGGCGGAAAUCGUCACCCUCGAGGAAUGGAUGAAGGCUAUGGAGCCAGCUGGGGGAGAGGACUCUGCGGGAGAGACUGUCAGGAACGAGGUCCUGAAGCAGUACCUCACCACUGGAUAUGUCAUGUUCAGCCUGGACAACAGGCGAACAAUGGACCUUUUGGAGACGUUGAGUCCCAACGCCGAAGACAAGUGCCCCGCAGUGGAUGCGAACUUCUUGGGCGACUUGUGGAGGAGGAUGAAGGAGAUUUAGGGGGACGGCGAGACUGCUAAGCGUAGCGUUGGAUUGUGCUAUUUCAUAUAUUGGGUUGACACUCAUUUCCUUUGGUAUUUUGGUUGACUUCGGUUUGGAUUUGUUGGAGUUUCCUUUUUUCCUUUUUAGAACAAAUUGCCUAUAGAGAGAUCCUUAAUGAUUAAC